Molecule: messenger RNA, 2176 nt
Organism: Malaya genurostris
Lineage: Eukaryota; Metazoa; Arthropoda; Insecta; Diptera; Culicidae
Product: RING finger protein nhl-1-like
Exons: 12
Coding region: 30-2021 (663 amino acids)
Molecular function (GO): protein binding
Source: RefSeq, a predicted model, not a curated record
CGGUGCAAGAAGCAGCGAGAUUCAUUUUUAUGAAAAUGAACGAUGCAUCAAAUUCAGGUCAGGUCGUGUCAAGAACAGUGCCAUUUAUUAACAAUGAAAGUGAUCCAAGUAAAACAGCAAUUAUAAAAAAGCAAUUCCAAAAGCACCAACUUUCAGUUAGUGAAAGUUCAUCAGAUGACUCCUUGCGUGCUUUGGAGUGUUUGAUAAUUUGUCGUAUUUGCCAAAACCGGCUCAGUGCUCCAAGAAUGCUUCAGUGUCAACAUACAUUUUGCCUUGCGUGCCUCGAGGUGUCUUUUCAACGCCAAAAUAACAAAAAUUAUAUUUUAUGCUCGACAUGUAAUGGUAUGCAAAAAUUGUCUUCAACUUCCGGUGGAGUGUCGAGUUUGCCGCCUAAUCUUUACAUUGAUUCAGUUCUGAAUGUCCUAGGCAGUCAAACAGACAUUCCGGAUCGCCAAGACCGAGAACAAAACUUAUCAAUCGCUCCGACCGCAAAUAUUCCAGAUGUAGAACUACACUUAAAAUGUAAUAGAUGCGACACAGUUGGAAGUAUUAUGAUGCAAAACUGCUAUCAUUGUAAGCAAAUUUUAUGUGCUAUUUGUUGGCAAACCCAUAUGGAUGAAUUGGACAAACAAGUUCGGCAGCUGGAUGUCCAACUUAAUUCGGCAAGUGAAAAAAUGGAUCAUAAAAUAAUCGCUUAUAAGAAUCGAUUCAACGAUAUAAGCCAACAAAUAAAGGAAUACUUCAAUGAACAAAUUACAACUUUGCGAAACAAUGAGCGCUCGUUACUAGACGAAUCACAGAGAAUACUAAACGAUGGGCUUUGUGCCCACGAGCUGGUAAUGGAGAAGAUACGACGCCUCAAGACGACCGUUGCAGACAGCACGAUUGGCCCAAAUGGUGAUCUCGUUCAACGAUUUUUGAAUUUACAUAAAGAAAUUUCACUUGUCUUUGAAGAAAUCUCGCACUGGGGCAAGGAGAUCAUAUUGUUUGAUCAGAAAAAUAUAAAACUAGAAAUACUAAGUGCCUUUGAUAAUAAUGGACCUGUGCGUGCGACCGAUAAAAACCAAGAAGCUCUGAAACAUAAAUCCCUUAUCACCAUACAGCUUGAUUCAUAUGAAGAUGUACUAUCCUUUUACAGGAAACAUUCAUUCAGACCAAAAUUAUAUUGGAAUAAAUGUCAUCGCCCAGCAGGUGUUGGAAUUGCACCGUGGAGUCUUGACUCGAUUAGUCAUCCAUUGAUUUACAUUGCAGGAGCCGAGAGUAAAAUAAUAUUUAUUAUAAAUAAAACCAAUGGUGAAAUAAUUCAGCGUAUCUGCUACGACCAAAUGGUCUAUCCGAAUGGUAUAACGUUUGACUCGAACAGAAAGGAAUUAUUUGUUACUGACAAAUGGAAACACUGUAUCUUUGUAUUUUCGGCAAACGGAACUUUUCUAAGACAGUUGUGCGACAAAGGCGAUCAGGAAGGAUUCUUAAGGUCUCCAGAAGGAUUAGCUGUUGGCCCAAACGGAUCUUUGUUUGUAUGUGAUGCAGGCAAUGAUAGAAUUCAGUGCAUCAACUCUACAACUGGCAGAAUGCUCUCUCAGUUCGGUCGUAUCCCGAAGGAUCAGCUGUUGAAUGCAACGCAAACCAAAAUUCCCACUCGUGACGUGGAUCUCAAGAGCCCGAUGGGUAUUGCGAUUUAUAAAGAAACUAUUUUUGUUCUUGACACUGGAAAUCGACGAGUUAAAGCCUUCAACAAGCGGGGUGAAAAAGUGAUGGAGUUUGGACAAACUGGUUCUUUAGCUGGCCAAUUUCAACACCCAGAAGUAAUAGCAGUCGAUACCAAUGGUUUCCUAUUGGUUGGUGACGGAGGAAAUGCUAGGAUACAAGUGUAUCGCCCUGAUGGGCAAUUUGUUAAUGUCAUCGGAGCGCGCGGCGAAUCACCAGGAAAAUUCAACUGGUUAUCGGGACUGUUCGUUAGUAGAGACCGUGAGAUUAUCAUCAGUGAUUACAAGAAUCACACUGUACAGGUGAUUGCAUAGACCUGGGGUUGUAGCGAAGAAAGGUUAUUUUUUUUUAUUUCAUAUUUACAAAAUAUAAAUCUUUCUUACAUGUACUGCAUUUCAUUGUAUAGUAUAAUAAAUAUCUAUCACCUUAAGUUACAAUGUGAAAUAAACCUAUAUUUGAAACACUAUCA